UUCAAAUUUUCAGUUCGAGGUGAAAUGUCUGAGCGAAUAGACGUGUUUGUGAUUGUUCAAGCGCCCACAAGAACUUGGGUGACCGCUCCCAAGUGAAAUACUUUACAAAAAUCGUGUAAAAACUAUUAAUUCGUUAACUUUUAACUGAAAAGAACACUCCAUUAAUGGAAAAGGAAUUCAUUAAAAUGCAUCGACUAUUAGCAACAAUGUGAAAAUUCUGGUGUUUUUAUCGAUUCCUUGUCGACAGUCGUAGAAAAACUUUUUCCACGCUUUGACAGUGAUUUUCACAAAAAUUUAUUGACUGACAAAUAGCAAAAAAAAAUUCUGCUUUUUCCUUUAUAAAAGUUUAAAGCGAAGAAAGCGAAAAAGGAUCGAAAAAUUAUAUCGACGAUAUGAAAAUGUGUAACGACAUAGCAGUGGAUUGAAAAUAAACUAUGGUGUUAGUUGUGAAAUUUAGUGUAAAUUGCAUUGGAAAAACUUUUUGAAAAGUCAUAAUGGAAAAUGUUCGGUAUGAAGGUGUACUAAAUUUUGGAUAACGUUUAGAGAAAGGUGAUUGGAUAUGCGCUUAGGGGGUGCCACGAGUGGCGUAGACCCCCUGGUAAUGGGAUCCGGAAACGAUUAUGCGGAAUUGAGCGAUUUGGGCCCAUCAAGAUGGAGUUCGCGAGGCUAUCAUCCACCACACAGUUCUGUACAUCAUCCAACGUCAGCCAGUUCGACACACAUACGGUCCAACAGUUUCGAAGCAGAAGAUAUUGUUGGUCCUUACGGCAACACAAGAAUCGGAAACAGUACCAGUUCGUUGCGUGGUCGAUCUGGUUUGUAUUAUUCACCUCCUGGCACAUCGUACACAAUUGUCGAACGACCGCAUUCACCGCAUUACUACUACAAUACUGCUGGAGCUCCGCUGAAAAGUGGCUCGUUGCCGGGCCGAGGUACUUAUCUCGGAUCAUCGACACAUGUGCCGAGCGGAGCCGGCACAGUACCCAGUUCAACCAGACACAAUGGCAAAAAGCAGCCAUUAUCUCCCGAACAAGUCAUUCGUAUGUUCGGCACAACAACAUCAUCAUCUUCAGUUCCUAUGAGUUAUCGUUAUAGCAAUGGCACUAGAGAUCGCGGCAGAAGAAGUCCAGCUAGUAGUCCACCUUCCACCACUCAUCAGGUGUACCGUGAACGAGAACGAGAUCGUAGCAUACCAAACAUUAGUGAAUUAACUACAAGAACAGUCACGAUGUCCCGAGAUCAACAGGAUGGACAUGGUUUUGGAAUAUGUGUUAAAGCUGGAAAAGAGCCUGGCGUUGGAGUGUAUAUUUCUCGUAUAGAAGAAGGUUCCAUGGCUGAAAGAGCUAAUCUUCGGCCAGGAGAUACAAUACUUGAAGUAAAUGGUACACCAUUCACAUCUAUCAACCAUGAUGAAGCGUUGAAGCGAUGUGUGCAAAUUUUGAAAUCAUCACGUCAAAUCAGUAUGACUGUCCGGGCGCCGCCGUCAUUGAAUUCCGGUGUUCCUAUGCAAGGAUUCGGACCACAAAUAUCAGCACUUCGUGAUUCAUACACGCAGCCGUUCCGUCAAACAUGUUCCUGGAUGGAUCGUCAUGGACGACCAGCUUCCCCACCAAUGGAAUAUGGAGGCCGAAGGCAUGAGAGGAGAGACAGAAUAAAACGAGUUGAACUUCUCAUCGAACCGGGCCAAUCGUUGGGUUUGAUGAUUAGAGGUGGCGUAGAGUAUGGUCUAGGAAUUUUCAUAACUGGAGUUGAUAAAGACAGCGUAGCAGAUCGAGCUGGUUUGAUGAUUGGCGAUCAAAUAUUAGAAGUGAAUAGUCAGUCAUUUCUGGACGUAACACAUGACGAAGCUGUGAGUCAACUGAAGUACCAUAAAAGAAUGUCCCUUCUGGUGAGAGAUGUGGGGAAAGUGCCACAUUCAUGUACGUCUAUCGAGCCUGAACCAUGGGAUACUUAUAGUCCGACAGGAACACGGAGUCGAAAGAAAUGUCCAAUCUCUGCAAUGGUCGAAGAGAAAGCCAGAUCCCUGCUUCCAAGACACCAUUUUGCAAGCCUCUCAUACUAUAUAACUGAAUAUGGUGCUCGGGGGAUGACCAUAGAUGCCUUUGUCGCUGUUUUAUUAGAAAUGUUAGAUACAUCAGAAAAGCACUCUUUAGUAACUGAAAUUAGAGAAUUAGUUUAUCCCGAAGAUCGAACAAAAUACGAUGAACUAGUUUAUAGAAGAGAUACUUAUUUGACUGAUAGAGAUAGACAUCGGGUAAGUUUUGAUAGAAAAGGAGAACAUGGACACCCCCACGAUUUACCGGUAUCUGAAGCUGAUUUGGAGGUGAUGGUAGCAACGAGCUCCGCACCAACAGACGACACGGGAACCAGUGAUAUAAGACAUCGACCUCGUGCUCCGCUGCCAUACCGACCACUGUCCGCUGGUCCAGUGCUGCAUCAUCAUUAUGCAUCUAAUCGGCCAUUGGGUGGCUCACAUAAUGAUAUUCCACGCACAAUAGUUUCACCUGGCAAAGGUGGACGAUUUAAUAAGGACUACAACUGUGACGAUUCACGAUCACGACGAGGAAGCGAAACCCAACUGCAUCGAGGAGACUAUGAUGCGGAUCAGGGGGGCUACUUUGGUGGAAUUCGAUCACAUUUGGGCGGUUUAACGCAACGCGUCAAAUCUUGGUACUGGGGCCGACCUCUCGAGCUGGCAACAAAACUGUCAAGAAGCUUUGACAUGAAAGAGGAUAGUAGUAAUAUGCUAGGGGACAAGAGUGUUAGAAGGCAUCAGUCAAUGCAACGGCUAUCAACUGAGCCGAAUGGUUCAACAAAUGAACCAAACCACGAACACAAUCCCAACGUUGUACCUGAUAAUAAAGGAAACUUACACAUUACCGUUAAGAAAACCAAGUCAAUCUUAGGCAUAGCUAUUGAAGGUGGUGCUAAUACAAAGCAUCCCCUGCCUAGAAUAAUAAAUAUUCAUGAACAUGGUGCUGCAUUCGAAACUGGUGGGUUAGAGGUGGGCCAGUUAAUUUUAGAAGUUGAUGGCAACAAAGUGGAAGGAAUGCAUCACCAGGAUGUGGCACGCCUUAUAGCCGAAUGUUUUGCAAAUCGCGAUAAACCAGAUAUCACGUUCUUAGUAGUGGAAGCGAAAAAAUCCAAUCUAGAGCCGAAACCAACAGCACUCAUCUUUCUCGAAGCCUAACAUUUGCUUGCCCUGCCGGCUAGCGAUCCUGAUGAUGCUCAACAUUUACAGAAAGGGAUCGACCUUACCGCUCACAAUUGAUGGAAAAUCUGCGCCCUUUUAUCACCAGCGAUUGAUAAUCUCAAUCAAAAUCGACAUUACCUCUUAGAAAAGGAAAAAGAUAAAUUGUUCGUUUGCAUAGAGAGAUGCGAUCGUUUUUUGUUUAGAAAAUUUUGUAGAAUUUUUUUCGGUUCGUUUUUGCCUUUGUUGUCUUCGUAAAUUGUUGAAAAGAAAGUUUUUGUUGAUCCAUAAGUGGACUAUUUAGUUAAACUGCGGCAACAUUGGAUACAACAAAUUUGAGUUUUAGAUAUUUGAAUUAAAAUGAAAAUUUUUCAGUUAACAACAACUUUGGCACUUGUUAACAGCUGACACCGUUAGCUUCCUCGUUAUCAAAGUGCCGAUGAAAGCGGCUCUAAAUAACCGAAAUUAUGUUGAUGACAAAAUCCUUCGUACAAUUUAAUAAAAUAAAAUUUUUAUUUCAAUUAGAAUUCCACAGAAUAUGGUUUCCUCCAGAUCCAUUGAAAAAUCCCCCUUUCCUCAGUGUUUUAGUCGUAAAAAGAGUAAACGUUUUCGUUCCAAUAUGUAGUCGUCAAAAAGUACAACCGUCUUUGAAAUGUGGUGACGAUUUAGUAUUUGUACCACUACAUUUCAAGACUCCAAAGUAUAAUUAGAUGUGGAAUCAUGCUUUACGUUUCUAAAAACAUUAAAAUUGAAAAUGGAAAAUUUCUUAGGAAUCUUUGUGUGAUUUUGUUAGAACUCAUCAAAAAUCCAUUCAAAGAUUUAACUAGGAUUUUGUGGUGUUGUGUUUCAUGCUAAAAAAAAUGAGAAUAAAAACAAAUUUAGGUAAAAAGCUUAAGAACAUAAAAUUAAACUAAAGUAAAAUUUGAAUUAGAGUCCUUUAAAUGUAGUGAAACUAUUUUUGAUUUGCGCUUUUUUGGUUAGUUUAUUUUUUGUUUCAAUUUACAAGAAACGAUAAUUGUGCGCGGUAAAGACAAAUUUAAUAAAGAUAUUCUGGCCGACAGGGUUUUUUAUAAAAAAAAUAUUUUUUUUUUAAUUUUCUUACAAUUCACUAAAACUUUGUGUUUCAAAUUCAAUAACCUUUGGGGGUUUGUUCGAUAAUAUUUUACUUCAACGUUAGUUUUAUCGGACCCGAAGAUUAUUAAAUGAAACAAACAAACUCAAAAAAAGAAACAUUGUGAAUCGAAAAAAGUUUCCAAGUCUCCCGAGCAAUUCGAAUCGAAACGAAUAUAUUGCACACAACAACAAAAAAAAGACAGCACAUUUUCGUUCGUUUGGGGGCAGUUUUUUUUGACAAAAAAAAGUAAAUCGAAACAUUUUCAACUCCACGAUGCUAAUUUAUUUUAUAAUUAUUUAGCGUUUGUGUGCCAAAAAAAAUUAAACCAAAAUCUUUAAAGAAAAAAAGUUGCAACGGUAUAAUGUAAGUAAACUCAAUGAUUACAAAAAAAGAAGAAAUUUUAAAUGAAAAAAAUACAAUUCAAAAUUAGGUAAAAAAGCAAAUAAAAAAUAAUGUGUGCUUGAAUAUGCUUCAAUCGAAUUAUAGCACUAAGGAAAUGUGUAAGCAAAAUUAAACAGAAAAAAAAAAACAAUUUUUAAUAUUAAAAAAAGACUUAAUUUGAGUGAGUAACAUAUUUGUUGU
Bradysia coprophila is the source of this 4886-nucleotide messenger RNA. It is a transcript of the gene dysc, whose product is annotated as whirlin protein dyschronic. Gene Ontology annotation, cellular component: stereocilium tip; stereocilia ankle link complex; cilium. Gene Ontology annotation, molecular function: protein binding. Lineage: Eukaryota; Metazoa; Arthropoda; Insecta; Diptera; Sciaridae. The record is from RefSeq and is a predicted model, not a curated record.